AAAAUGAAAUAUCACUAAUUCAAUGGAAAAUUUAUAAGGCCCAACUAUCCUCCUUCUUCUUUCCUUCUUUUCUUAUUAAUUAUCAUCUCCAUACCUUCUUUCUUCUGAUUCGAUUCUCGUAAACGAAAACCUUUCUGAAGAAGUAGCACUGCGUUUUUUUCUUUAAAAAAAGGACUAAAAGAAAAAAUGGCUCACUCACUAAUAAGAAAUUCAAUUAAAUCUUUAAACCCUAAAUUACUAUCCACGCUAUCAGCUCACCGGAUCGCCCGCCAUUUUGGCUCCGUGGCCGCCGCCGACGAGGAGCAAUCGUCCUCCUUCACGUUCUCAUCGGAGGGAGACAGCGUUCAUUUGAGAGCACCGGCGGCGAGGAGGAAACAGUCUUCGUCGGUAACGAUGCCGAUGUCGUUCAUGACGGGAUCUAUAGUCGGGAAACGAUUCUACAAAGAAGUGAAAACGAGAGAAGCGGAUGAUGGUAAUGGUUGGACAGUGAUGCUUGAUUAUAGAACACUCAAGACACCUGCUAAGAGGCCUCUUAAGCUUCCUACUCUUGCUCUUGCUAAGGCCAUUGCUGCUGAAUGGGAAUAUCAACAAAUAGAUGGCAUAAGACCCUUCACAAUGCCUCUUAUGAGACUUGCUUGCACUGCUUUGGAAAGAGUUCCUGUGACAAGGCCAAAAAUUCUUGAGCAAUUGAUGAAGAAAUUUAAUCAAGAUUUAGUAUUUUGCCGUGCUCCUGAUGACAAUGAUUUGACAAGCGGAGUCCAUGAUCGCCAAGUUGAGAAAAUAGAUCCUCUGCUAGGCUGGUUGGAGUCAGAAUUUGGUGUUAAGCCUGUUGUAUACUCCAGCUUUUAUGGUGGAAAACAGGAUGAUGGUCUUGUGAUUGCUGUAGAGAACCUACUAAAGAAAACAGAUGAUUGUGAAUUGGCUGCAAUUGAUGCUAUUGCAGCAUCAGCACACUCAUUAACUAUUGCCAUUGCAGUUGUUCAAGGGAAAUUGCAAAUUGAGGAAGCAAUUGAACUCAUUAGACUUGAAGAAGAUUUACAGGUGGACAAGUGGGGCCUGGUUGAAGGUGGUCAUGAUAUCGACGUAGCUGAUCUUAGAGUACAGAUUUCAUCGCCGGUUGUAUUUCUUGGUUUGUCAAGAAAUUUAUAGUUUUAACCUUUGGUUUUGUUGUUAGUCAUCCCAAGUUAUCUCUAUCAGGAUGAGAUGGUCCAUGUCCUAUCCAUAACUUUCUUGUUUUGUAGGUUUUGUUAUUGUUAUUGGUUUUUAUGGAUGAGUUCUAAGUUAUAACGAAAUAUAUAAACAAGGCUUUAUUGUAGCCUAAUUUGAGGUUUU
Messenger RNA from Lathyrus oleraceus (garden pea), 1332 nucleotides. RefSeq lists its product as uncharacterized. Gene Ontology annotation, biological process: mitochondrial proton-transporting ATP synthase complex assembly. The record is from RefSeq and is a predicted model, not a curated record. The transcript has 4 exons. NCBI's taxonomy places the organism in Eukaryota, Viridiplantae, Streptophyta, Magnoliopsida, Fabales, Fabaceae. Gene Ontology annotation, cellular component: mitochondrion. Bases 187 to 1149 code for a protein of 320 amino acids.